GCUGAAGAUGUUUGUCCAGUGCAACUUGAGGAUAGGACCAGAGGCCAGAGCACUAAAGUUGGUCAAGUUCUUCAACUUGGGUAGAAGCCUCUUUUGCCUUUUGAUAAAAUACCCCUUUGGGGAAGAUUGAUUCAAAAGUCUAAGAUAUGGGGCAGAUGUAGACAACUGAAAAUCAAGUAAAAAAAUUUCGCCGGCUUAGACUUUAAUUUCAUCAUGUCAAUCUAAUUCUCAUAUAUUUAAUUUAAUAUUUUUCUUCUUCUCUUUGUUGUUCUCUCCACUCCUUCCAUUCCAUCAUCUUCUACCCACACCAAAAAUCCUAAAUGAACCCAAGACAACUCCUCCUCCUCCUCCUCUUCUUCUUCUUUUCUCUCUUAGAGCCCACAAUCACUUUCUCCUUAGACGAAAGAUUCGAAGCCUGCGUGCCCAAGACAUGUGGGAAUGGGCAGAACAUAAGCUACCCGUUUUACAUCCAAGGCAAGCAAAAACCCUUUUGCGGGCAGCCAGGCUUCGAGCUAACGUGCGGUCACAACGGCUUCCCAAUUCUGACUCUCAUGUACACCCCAUACACAAUCCACCAAAUUUUCUACCACAACAACUCCCUCCGACUCUCCAACCCCAUCUUUUCACAACCAAACGCUUCUUCUUGUAUUGGCCCCACUCAAAACCUCACGGUCGGAAGGUACAUAUUCCGACUGGCUCCAAACCAGAGGGAUCUGUUCGUCCUAUACGGCUGCGACCCAGCGGUGCUUCCCGAAAGGGUGCGGGAGCGAAUGAUCGGGUGUUCUGCGGCGGGGAACGAAACCACGUUGGUUGUCGGUUUGGAUAAGGAUGAUCUGGAUUUGGUUACGGCGCGGGAGAGUUGUAACGGCGGUGCGGUGAAUGCGACGGUGGAAGAUUUGAAAGGAGGGGUUCGAGAGGCGCUGUGGAGAGGGUUUAUGUUGAUUUGGAAUGCGACUAGCUGCAGGGAGAGCGAGAACAGUGAAGGGAGGUGCGGCUUCGACCUCGACCCUCUCGUCUAUGCUUUUCGGUGUUACUGUCCUGAUAGGCCUCAUGUUGUGAAAUGUAAUCCAGGGACAAAGUGGCUGAGUAAGGCAGCAAAAAUAGUUAUAGGUUUAAGUGUUGUAAUCCUAUGCAUCUUGAUGAUUGGGUUGCUCCUACAUUGCAAAAGAAAACACAGUUCCUCAAGUGGUCAAUUCCAAACUUGGGGAGGAUUUUGCUCUACCCUGAUCUUUCUAGUGAAAAUGGCUUUUGAAAUUAUGUGAUUCUAAUCUUCUAUUGAAUUGAAUAUUCAUUUGUUUCAAAAAACUUGGGGAUUAAAUAAAGCAAAUGUUAUGUAAUUAUAUAGUUUGUAUUCA
Glycine soja is the source of this 1355-nucleotide messenger RNA. RefSeq names its product LEAF RUST 10 DISEASE-RESISTANCE LOCUS RECEPTOR-LIKE PROTEIN KINASE-like 1.2. Gene Ontology annotation, molecular function: polysaccharide binding. The record is from RefSeq and is a predicted model, not a curated record. The coding region runs from base 321 to 1262 and encodes 313 amino acids. Lineage: Eukaryota; Viridiplantae; Streptophyta; Magnoliopsida; Fabales; Fabaceae. The transcript has 3 exons.